Penicillium antarcticum is the source of this 846-nucleotide messenger RNA. Its product is annotated as WW domain-containing protein. Bases 1 to 846 code for a protein of 281 amino acids. Gene Ontology annotation, molecular function: protein binding. Lineage: Eukaryota; Fungi; Ascomycota; Eurotiomycetes; Eurotiales; Aspergillaceae. The record is from RefSeq and is a predicted model, not a curated record. The transcript has a single exon.
AUGUCUGCCUUGCCUGCCCCGCUAGAAGACUCCACGUCAGCUAGCGCACAGCUCGCAGGGAGCUCCCCUGCACCUGCCUUACCGCUGGCUUCGACGGAGGGCAAACCUGACCCCAACCAAAGCAAGCAAGAGGAGGAGAAUGAGGAUCCAAAAUUUGCAACAGAAAAGCCAGACCAAGAUGCACAAAAACCGGAAGGAAGCGAAACGGCCGAAGUUGACGACGCGGCUGCGCCGCCAUUGCCCGAUGAAGUCCCUCCACCAUUGCCUGACGAGGCCCCGCCAGCGAAGCCCGAAGAUGAUGGAUGGGAGCCCGCAUGGGAUCAUGUUGCGCAAAAAUAUUACUUCUACAACCGGUUUACCGGAGUCUCGCAAUGGGAUAACCCCCGCGUGCCCCAGGCAUCGGUCCCCGCUGCACCAGGCACGGAAGUAACCAGUCAGGAGGAAGCACCCCGCAAGGCACCCGUGCUUGGUGGCUACAACCCCGCCAUCCACGGCGACUAUGAUCCAACCGCACCUUACGCGCAGCAAUAUGAAGAGCAGGAGCCCGAGUCCAGUGCAGCAGGCCAGGACGCGGCCGCCGCUUACGCUGCCACAGGCACAUUCAACCGCUUCACUGGUAGAUGGCAAGCCGCAGAAAUCAACCCCGAAAACCACAAUGACGAGAACAAGUCCCGACGACAGAUGAAUGCGUUCUUUGAUGUCGAUGCUGCAGCAAACAGCCACGACGGUCGCAGCCUACGUGCAGAGCGCAGCGCUAGGAAGUUGACUAAGGCAGAGUUAAAACAGUUCAAGGAAAAGCGUCGCGAAAAGAAAGAGGAGAAACGCCGUGCCUGGUUGAGGGACUAG